CUAAGCUCCAUGGAUUUCUCAGAAACCUUAUUCCUUCUCCUUCCGCGAAAGCCAUGCAUUCCCUUCAUCAACAUCAACCCAAACAAAAAAACAAACCCAUUGCUCCAUUUCGCAGCAACAACAACAACAUGAAGAAACCCAUGAAAUUGAAGAAGAAGAAGAACGAUUCUUCUUCUUCUUCCUCUGAUCCGAGAGAGUAUACGAGGAACCUCAUUGGGAAAAUUUACAGAACGUUAAAGUUUUCAACUUGGGAUUCUGCUCAGCAAGAGCUUGAGAAUCUCCCCGUGAAAUGGGACUCUUACACGGUGAACCAGGUUCUCAAGUCACACCCUCCAAUGGAGAAAGCGUGGUUAUUCUUCAAUUGGGCUUCUGGGAUCAGAGGGUUCAAGCAUGACCAGUACACUUACACAACGAUGCUGGAUAUUUUCGGAGAAGCUGGGAGGGUUUCAUCCAUGAAACACGUUUUCCAGCAGAUGCAGGAGAAGGGGAUUAAGAUUGAUUCUGUUACUUACACUUCCAUGAUGCAUUGGCUAUCGAGUUCGGGGAACGUGGAUGAGGCAGUGGAGAUGUGGGAACAAAUGAAAUUCAAGGGAUGUUCCCCAACUGUUGUUUCUUACACUGCUUAUAUGAAGAUUCUGUUUGAUAAUCACAGAGCGAAGGAGGCUACUGAUGUUUACAAGGAGAUGCUUCACUCUGGCUCUGUACCAAAUUGUUAUACUUACACGAUAUUAAUGGACUAUCUUAUUGGGUCUGGAAAAUGCAAAGAAGCCCUUGAGAUUUUUGAAAAGAUGCAAGAGGCUGGGGUGCAACCUGAUAAAGCUGCAUGCAAUAUUUUGAUUGAGAGGUGUUCUAAAGUUGGUGGGACUGUGCUCAUGAACCAAAUCCUUCAGUAUAUGAAAGAAAACUGUCUUGUUCUUCGCUACACUGUUUUUGUGGAAGCAUUGGAAGCUUUAAAAAUUGCUGGUGAGAGUGAUACCCUUCUAAGGCAAGUCAAUCCACACUUUUAUAUGGAUUGUAGCAUAAGGAAGAAGGCAAAUGACAGUGUCAUAGUUGCUGCAGAUUCUCCUACUAAUAUAGAUAAAGAGCUUCUAUUUGUUCUCCUGAAAGAUAAAAAUUUUGUUGCUAUUGACCAUUUACUUGCAGGGAUGAUGGAUAAGAAAAUACCUCUAGAUCAUAAGGUUAUCUCGACCAUUAUAGAAGUAAACUGUAGUCACUGCCGACCUGAUGGGGCUUUGUUGGCUUUCAAGUAUAGUGUGACAAUGGGAAUAAGUAUUGAGAGAACAGGAUAUCUUUCCUUAAUGGGCUUGUUGACCAGAUCAAAUAUGUUUUCAAAGAUGGUGGAAAUUGUUGAGGAAAUGACUAGAGGUGGGCAUUCUCUUGGAAUCUAUCUGGCUUCACUUUUAAUCUAUAGGCUUGGUUGUGCUAGGAAGCGAACUUUAGCCACAAAGAUUUUCAGCUUAUUACCUGAUAACCAUAAGUGCACUACUACCUAUACUGCUUUAAUUAGCGUUUACUUCUCCGCUAGAAGAGUUAAUGAGGCACUUGAGAUUUACAAAAUCAUGUGCAGAAAAGGAUUUUGUCCUACGAGAGGCACUUAUAAUGUACUAAUAGCCGGUUUGGAGAGAAAUGGUAGAUAUUCUGAAGCAGAACAUUAUAUGAAAGCAAAGAAAAGCCUACAUGCUAAGAGUGGAUCUCAGGAAAAUGUUUGCAUAGACGGAAAGAUAUGCGACCUUCUGUUUGCUCUGGAUAUAAUACAUUGAUUUUGGUGCGCUGAGAGUUCUCAUUGUUGAUUCAAGUUGAGGGCAUGUUGAGUAGUUGCUAUUGGAGAGUGGAGAUAUGCCAGUUAUGCUGCAUGGCACCUGCUGCUUAUCUGUCAAUAAAAAACGGGUAUUCUGGUCCAAGAUCCAGUUCAUUAGAGAUGUCAGUAACUGUCGGGUCAUCUGCCUGUAAUUGCAACAUCUUGCAGAAAAUGUUAGGAAUAUGGAACAGAUGAACUCGAGCAUUAUGUUCUUCAAAACAACCAUAUGAUACAUAAAACAAGAACAUUAUGAAGUAUGCUCCCCCAUGCAGAUGCUUGUAACUUUGAUGUCCUAGUCAAAGAAGGGAUUUGUGGUUGAUAAAGUGUGAGAUGUCAGCUAUACACAUGUACUGAAAAGUCCCCUGCGUUAAUAUCAAGGUAAAAUUGCUCUGGAAUUAUGUCUUCUCCUUCGUGAGUACUUUGGUGAUUUGGACAUUCACUGAUAAAUUUUCAGCUGGGCGGGUGCCAAUUACAUGGAUGAGCAAGAUCCCAGUUUCAAAAUCCCAUAUUGCAGUUUUCAUGGAAAGAUUAAGAUUUAGCUUUCUCUCAUAGGCAAAAGUGUAGCAUAAUAUAUUUAACCUACUUAUAGAAGAGACUUCUCUUUACCCACAUCCUCUUUGCGUGUCUGUGUGAUACUUUUUUUUUUUUUGGUAUCUAUGUGUGAUA
Messenger RNA from Gastrolobium bilobum, 2464 nucleotides. Its product is annotated as pentatricopeptide repeat-containing protein At2g01390. The transcript is spliced from 2 exons. Bases 54 to 1760 code for a protein of 568 amino acids. Lineage: Eukaryota; Viridiplantae; Streptophyta; Magnoliopsida; Fabales; Fabaceae. The record is from RefSeq and is a predicted model, not a curated record. Gene Ontology annotation, molecular function: protein binding.